Molecule: messenger RNA, 1113 nt
Organism: Drepanopeziza brunnea f. sp. 'multigermtubi' MB_m1
Lineage: Eukaryota; Fungi; Ascomycota; Leotiomycetes; Helotiales; Drepanopezizaceae
Source: RefSeq, a predicted model, not a curated record
AUGACCUUUAUUAGAACGAGAACUCUCGUCCUUAAGUAUCGUCUGUCAUCCUUAAGAGCAAGCGAAACUUAUACGUUUCGCUCUUUUAUAGCACUUACUCCGGUGAUACUUAUGCCUUUCCUUUUCACCGCACUUAAGAGAUCGCUUUGCACCGGGUCUACGAGAUUAAUGCGGCUGAUACUUAUUCGAAUCGAAGCUACGCUAUAUCGAGGAAGAAACGCCUUUCACUUCAAUGAAGCGGACUUAAUGUAUUUUCGAAACGACACCUUUAAGUACGAGCAAGUUCUAGAAAAGGUUCGUAAGACAAUAAAUGAUCUUAAUCUUAAGCGUCGUUAUAAAGCUUUAAAAGCACAACGAGAAUCUAUUAAAGAGGUUGCACGAGAACGUGCUAAAGCGCUUAUUCGAGCAGCUAACGGCGGCAAUGCGGAGGCUUUUCAUAAACUCGAGCCCGCUUAUACCGCGAUUUUUAAUCGAAACGCUUUACGAUCGGAAGACUUACGGAAUCUGCUCGUUAUAUUGCCAAAAGCUCUUAAAGCUGCACUUAAGCUUAAGGCCAAGCCUUUUAAGACUGCUAAAUCAUACGAAAGGCUUGGCAAAGUGAUCUCUUUCUUAGGAAUAGACUACGAAGCGACUCGUAUUAAGCUCUUAAAAGGGCGCGAUUUGCUAAAGAACCUAACUUUUAGUAAGACUAUUGCGUUUUUCGCUGCUCUUUUUACUUUUAAACGAUCUUCUUUCGAAGCUACGGUUAGCGUUGCGGAAGCUUCGGAGGAUUGCUUGAUCAUAAGUAGCAAGCUUAUACCGAAGGCGACGGAUGAUCCGAAUUCGACACUUUAUCGAACUCGAAAAGAGAUCUUUUCGGAUUUAGCUAAAGUGUUCGGCAUAUACAAGACUAAGGAUAAAAAGAUCAGGCCAAUUAACGAAGCAGACGGCGUAAAAGCAGUAUUAAGUGGCAAGCAAUACCUUUUUCCGCGCAUUGCCGAUAUACCGAGAAGCUUUCGAAUCACACUCGAACGCAUAGCGAACCUGGAUGUCGGUAAUAUAUUACGGCUUAAAGAAAAAGAUUUGUUUAAAAAGAUGAUGCUAAGCAAAGAAAAAUCAAUCGCAUUCGCUUAG